Messenger RNA from Chelonoidis abingdonii (Abingdon island giant tortoise), 8456 nucleotides. Lineage: Eukaryota; Metazoa; Chordata; Testudines; Testudinidae. The record is from RefSeq and is a predicted model, not a curated record.
UUUUAAUCAUCGCAGCGCUGUGUGUUAUGGACGGGGAAGCUGUACUGUGCUCUGCACUUCCAAGGGGAUUUCUCUGCAAGGUCUCCGGGCAAUGGCUGAAAUGCCCACAGCAAGCUGAGGUGCUGCCCUUCCGCUGCUCCUGACUGAGCAAAGGAGGCUUCUAGCAGGCUCCAGAGCUGGAAAAUCCCUCUGCAUUGAGGCUGCAACAUAAAAUGCUCAGCUCAGCCCUGCUGUGAAUCGUGGGCUCUCCAGCUCAGCACCCCGGGCUCAGCAUGCAAACUGUGCACUGCCAAGCACGGCAUGGGCACGUGUCUGGCUGCGGGUCCUGUCUAUCACAGUGGAUAAACCUGAUUAAGCAGAAGGCAUCUCAGUGCCACGUGAUGCCUCCCUCGUUACUCUGCACCAUAAACAGCAGGCUGAUGCUGCAACCAGCUUUCUGAGGGCUGCGAGAUCUGGGAACCUGGACAAAGCCUUGGAUCACCUGAGGAAUGGGGUAGAUAUUAACACCUGCAAUCAGAACGGACUGAACGCCCUGCAUCUGGCCUCCAAAGAAGGCCACGUGAAGAUGGUGGCUGAGCUGCUGCACAAGGAAAUUGUUUUAGAAACGACAACCAAGAAGGGGAACACGGCCCUGCACAUCGCGGCCCUGGCGGGACAGGAGGAUGUGGUCCGGGAGCUGGUGAACUAUGGGGCAAACGUCAACGCUCAGUCGCAGAAAGGCUUCACGCCCCUCUACAUGGCAGCACAGGAAAAUCACCUGGAAGUCGUCAAAUUCCUGCUGGAGAGCGGUGCCAACCAAAAUGUAGCCACAGAGGAUGGCUUCACGCCGCUGGCCGUCGCUCUGCAGCAGGGGCAUGAGAACGUGGUCGCCCACCUCAUCAACUAUGGGACGAAGGGGAAGGUCCGUCUUCCCGCCCUGCACAUUGCUGCCCGCAACGAUGACACCAGAACGGCCGCGGUGCUUCUGCAAAACGACCCCAACGCUGAUGUCCUCUCCAAGACCGGAUUUACUCCCCUGCACAUUGCGGCUCACUACGAGAACCUCAACGUGGCCCAGUUCCUGCUGAACCGCGGUGCUAGCAUCAACUUCACCCCACAGAACGGGAUUACUCCACUGCAUGUGGCCUCCCGCCGGGGCAACAUCAUCAUGGUGCGGCUGCUGCUGGACCGAGGGGCCCAGAUAGAGAUAAGGACCAAGGACGAGCUGACUCCCCUGCACUGUGCAGCCAGGAAUGGACACGUGCGAAUCAUGGAGAUCCUGCUGGACCACGGGGCUCCCAUCCAAGCAAAAACCAAGGCUGUUCCCUGCCCUCAGAACGGCCUGUCACCCAUUCACAUGGCGGCUCAGGGAGACCACCUGGACUGCGUGCGGCUGCUGCUGCAGUACAACGCUGAGAUCGAUGACAUCACGCUGGACCACCUCACGCCGCUGCACGUGGCCGCGCACUGCGGGCACCAUCGCGUGGCCAAGAUGCUGCUGGACAAGGGGGCCAAGCCCAAUGCCCGAGCACUGAAUGGCUUUACGCCCCUGCACAUCGCCUGCAAGAAGAACCACAUCCGGGUGAUGGAGCUGCUGCUGAAGACCGGUGCCUCCAUCGAUGCUGUCACAGAGUCUGGCUUGACCCCUCUGCACGUGGCCGCCUUCAUGGGGCACCUGUCCAUCAUCAAGAUCUUGGUCCAGCGCGGCGCGUCCCCCAACGUCUCCAAUGUGAAGGUGGAGACACCCCUGCACAUGGCGGCCAGAGCUGGGCACACGGACGUGGCCAAGUACCUGCUGCAGAACAAAGCCAAAGUAAAUGCCAAAGCCAAGGACGACCAGACCCCAUUGCACUGCGCCGCACGCAUUGGCCACACGAGCAUGGUGAAGCUUCUGCUGGAGAACAACGCCAACCCCAGCCUGGCCACCACAGCCGGGCACACCCCCCUACACAUCACUGCCCGGGAGGGGCAUGUGGACACCGCCCUGGCACUGUUGGACAAGGAGGCCUCGCAGGCCUGCAUGACCAAGAAAGGAUUUACCCCUCUCCACGUUGCAGCCAAAUACGGGAAGGUGGACGUGGCCAGAGUGCUGCUAGAGCAUGAUGCCCACCCCAAUGUGGCAGGGAAGAACGGCCUGACCCCGCUGCACGUGGCUGUCCAGCACAACAACCUGGAGAUUGUGAGGUUGCUGCUGCCCAAGGGGAGCUCCCCUCACUACUCGGCCUGGAACGGCUACACCCCCCUGCACAUUGCGGCCAAGCAGAACCAGCUGGAGAUGGCCAGCAGCCUGCUGCAGUAUGGGGCCUCUGCUAAUGCUGAGUCCAUGCAAGGCGUGAUGCCUCUGCACCUUGCUGCCCAGGAGGGGCACGCAGACAUGGCGGUGCUGCUCAUCUCCAAACAGGCCAAUGGGAACCUGGGCAACAAGAGUGGCCUGACUCCUCUGCACCUGGUAGCCCAAGAGGGUCAUGUGCCAGUCGCGGAUGUUCUGAUCAGGCAUGGCGUCACAGUGGAUCCAGCAACCCGGAUGGGCUUCACCCCGCUGCACAUAGCCAGCCAUUACGGGAACAUCAAGCUGGUGAAAUUUUUGCUGCAGCACCAGGCAGAUGUCAAUGCAAAGACCAAGCUAGGGUACACCCCUCUGCAUCAGGCCGCGCAGCAGGGUCACACGGAUAUUGUCACGCUGCUGCUGAAGCACGGGGCCUCUCCCAACGAGGUCAACACGAAUGGCUCCACGCCUCUGGCCAUUGCUAAGCACCUCGGCUACAUCUCUGUCACAGACGUGCUAAAAUUAGUUACAGAAGAAACCAGCAUCCCGAUGGUCAGUGACAAGCACCGCAUGAGCUUCCCUGAGACAGUGGAUGAGAUCCUGGAUGUGUCCGAGGACGAAGGCUCUGCUCAGGUCACGGCCAUGGGAGAGGAGCUGGCUGACCUCAGGCCUGAGAAGCAGGAUUCCAGGGAGCAGGAUGAGGAGAAGGAGAUAGAGAUUGUCCCCAAGCUGGAUCAAGUGGUGGAGUCUCCAGCCAUCCCGUGGAUCCCCUGCGUCACACCUGAGACCAUGGUGGUCAGACGGGAGGACUCUGAGCAGCCGUCCAAGGAGUUUGACGAAGACUCCCUAAUCCCCAGCAGCCCCGCGACAGAGACCUCAGACAACAUCAGCCCGGUGGCGAGCCCCGUGCACACAGGGUUCCUGGUGAGCUUCAUGGUGGACGCCCGUGGUGGCUCCAUGAGGGGCAGUCGACACAACGGGCUGCGAGUGAUAAUCCCCCCCCGAACCUGCGCCGCGCCCACCCGCAUUACCUGCCGCCUGGUCAAGCUGCAGAAACUGACAACUCCACCGCCCCUGGCUGAGGAGGAGGGUCUGGCUAGUAGGAUCAUCACACUGGGGCCCAUUGGCGCCCCGUUCCUGAGCCCUGUGAUUGUGGAGAUCCCACACUUUGCGUCGUAUGGGCGGCAGGAUCGGGAGCUAGUGGUGCUGCGCAGCGAGAACGGCUCCGUCUGGAAGGAGCACCAUAGCCGCUACAACGAGAGCAACCUGGACCAGGUGCUCAACGGCAUGGAUGAAGAGCUGGAGAGCCUGGAGGAGCUGGAGAAGAAGAGGAUCUGCCGCAUCAUCUGUACCGAUUUCCCCCUCUACUUCGUGGUUAUGUCCCGUGUCUGCCAGGACCGCGACCUGAUUGGCCCCGAUGGGGGGUGUUUGAAGAGUACACUGGUUCCCAUGGUGCAGGCCACCUUCCCGGAGACAGCUGUCACCAAGGGAGUCAAACUGGCUCUGCAGGCGCAGCCCGUCCCGGAUGAGCUGGUGACAAAGCUGCUGGGGAACCAGGCGACCUUCAGUCCCAUUGUCACUGUGGAGCCGCGCCGCAGGAAGUUCCAUCGGCCUAUCGGGCUCCGCAUCCCACUCCCGCCCUCCUGGAAAGACAAUCCCCGGGACAGCGGGGAGGGCGACACAACCAGCCUGCGCCUGCUCUGCAGCGUUAUCGGAGGCACAGACCGAGCACAGUGGGAAGAUAUCACAGGAACCACAAAGCUGGUCUAUGCCAACGAGUGUGCCAACUUCACCACCAACGUGUCUGCCAGGUUCUGGCUGGCGGAUUGCCCGCGCACAGCCGAGGCCGUCCAUUUUGCCACCAUGCUGUACAAGGAGCUGACGGCCGUGCCCUACAUGGCCAAGUUCGUGGUGUUUGCCAAGAUGAACAAUGCACGGGAGGGGCGACUGCGCUGCUACUGCAUAACCGACGACAAGGUGGACAAGACCCUGGAGCAGCACGAGAACUUCCAUGAAGUGGCCCGCAGCAGGGACAUCGAGGUGCUGGAGGGUAUGCCUCUGCAUGUUGAGCUCUCGGGGAACCUGGUGCCUGUCAAGAAGGCCACGCAACAGCGCAGCUUCCACUUCCAGUCCUUCCAGGAGAACCGGCUGGCCAUCCCCGUCAAGGUGCGGGACAGCAGCCGGGAGGCAGGUGGAUCUCUCUCCUUCCUGCGCAAGGCCAUGAAGUACGAGGACUUGCAGCAUAGCCUGUGCCACCUGAACAUCACCAUGCCGCCAUGCACCAAGGGGACUGGCAGUGAGGAGCGAAGGAGGACUCUGACACCGUUGGCUCUGCGAGAGAGAUACAGCAUCCUCAGUGAGAGCACUCUGGGCUCUCUCAGCGGCACGGAGAAGGCUGACGAGAAGAUGGCUGUUAUCUCGGAGCAACUGGGCCUCAGCUGGGCUGAGCUGGCCCGGGAGCUGCAGUUUGGGGUGGACGAUAUCAACAGGAUCCGAGUGGAGAACCCCAACUCCCUGCUGGAGCAGAGCGUGGCCCUGCUCAACCUGUGGGUCAGCCGUGAGGGCAAGAAUGCCAAGAGUGGGUAUUUGCCUCCUUCUGCAGGGGCGAGGGCACAGCUAGCCCCCCAAGGUUCCACAGUGGAGAAUCUGUACACGGCCCUGAGGAGCAUCGACCGCAGUGAGAUUGUCAACAUGCUGGAGGGCUCGGGCCGGCAGAGCCGCAGCCUGAAGGGCAACCGGAGUUACACUGACAAGGACUAUUCCCUCUCUCCCUCCCAGAUGAAUGGUUACACUUCGCUGCAGGAUGAGCUCCUCUCUCCUGCCUCCCUGCAGUACACGCCGCCGUCCCCGCUGCGUGCAGAUCAGUACUGGAACGAGGUGGCCAUCCUGGAUGCCAUCCCCAUGGCCUCCACCGAGCAGGACGCCCUGCUGGAGCUGUCUGACAUGCAGGUGUGGUCCUCGGGGCUCACCCCCUCGCUGGUGACUGCUGAAGACUCCUCCCUGGAGUGCAGCAAGGCCGAGGACUCGGACGCCGUGAGUGAAGGCCGCUUCCUGGGGCAGCUGCUGGAUGACGCGCACGGCCCGAACCACCUGGGCUCACUGGAUCUGGCUGAGGACGACACAGUGGAUUCAGAUGCCAUGAAUGGCCUUAUCGACCUGCUGGAGCAGGAGGACGGUCAGAGGUCAGAGGUGAAACGGCCAGCGUGUGAGCGCCAGGCUGGGCUGGCGGGGGAGCAGGGCUCGGAGGAUGAAGUCUCUUUUGUUUCAGGCCAGCAGAGGGUGCAGGCCAGGAUCCUGGAGUCGCCAACUGUGAGCCAAGUCGCAGAGAGGAGCAAGGGCAGGCUGAGGGACUGGAAUGCAGAAGGCUGCUUUGUCUCCUGCCUACAGGACCUGCCUGAGGGCUCCUGGCAGGAGGGGGUCCCCAGAAGCCCACGUCUGCUGCCCAGAGCGGCCCCUGGUGCAGCCCCCCAGGGGAGGGGCCAGGAGCAGGUUCUGGGGCCCCCAGCCGAGCGUCUGCGAAUCGACCCCCCCGAGGAGAGCGACUGGCAGCCCCAGCACACGAGGAGCCAGGACUAUAGCCAGUGGCUGGAGGCGGAUAGCAGCUUCUUCAGGCAAACAAGGGGCGAUCAGGUUCAGGAUAUUCCGGGGGAGCAGGUGACCGAGGAGCAAUUCACUGACGAACAAGGCAACGUUGUCACCAAGAAGAUCAUCCGGAAGGUGGUGCGGCGGAUUAGCACGGGCGACGAGGAGAAGGAGGUGAUUCUUGAGGGCUCUCUGCAGGAGCCCCAGGAGCUGGAAGCUGAGGCAGAUCACUUAAUGAAAUAUGCCAUCCUGCAUCAGGACAAUCUGAGCACCAAGGAGGAGGCGCGAGGGCACGUCCCAGAAUCGGAGCUGAUCAGGGGCAGGAUGGGGGCUUACAUAGUGAAACGAGCCAGCCUGAAAAGAGGAAAGCAGUGACCCCCCCCAGGGCCUCUUCUGAGGAUCUCACCUCCACCCCGAACCACUGAACUGCAGCCAGGUGUGGCCAGCCCCACGAGGAGAGGUGAGGCGAGAGCGGACAGGCGACGGGAGCAGGGCUGGCUGGACACAUUGCUCUAGGCUAAUGGCACGAUUUCUGUAAGAGACUUUCUUCCCGUCCUAGUCGCAUGAUUGACUGACUGCCAACGCAUGAGCCACAGUUCCUACUACGGACGGGGACCCCAGGAGCCAGCAGCACCCGGGGCAGCGUUUCCCUGGCAGCGACAGGACUCUGCUGCGUGCACCCUGACUUCGGACGGAGGCUGCGGCUAUGAAGGGCUGCCCAGGGCAGGGGCGUCAGCUCCCACCUAUCCCUCACGUUGUCCCUUGGCUGGGUUUUGCUGCUUCAUCCCCUUCCAAGGGGUGUGUCAGGAGGGGGGAUGUCAGAGCCUAAGGGGGCUGCGGGGGAGGGCCGAAUUGCAGCUCUUGAGGGGGCGCCCCUGGCAAGGGCAGGGGCAGGGGAUUGGCUCGUGGCUGCCCUGCCCCUGUCUCUCCAGGAGCUUCCCCCAGUGUGAGUGUGCAGCUCCCAGCAGCACUGAGCUCCUUGCUUGUGUUGAAAGUGUAAACUGUACAGUACUCAGCCUUGUGUAUAUGAACAAACCAAUACUAUGCAAUGCCCGAGGGCACACAGCCAUGUGCAGAGUGCUGCCCGCUCAGUGCCCGCAUACCUCGCCGGCUGUAGGACAGGGAUGGCCCCUCAGCCCCUGUCAGGGAGGAGCUCUGGCCAAUGCAGGUGGGAAGCUGGAGGUGUCAGAGGGCAACAGAGCAAAACCUCCCACUGUCAGCCUGGCACUUUUACUCCCCUUGGCCUUGUUCGUUUCCUGACACCCACCUGGGGCCAGGCAGGGGGCCAGGGCACCUGUGCCAGCCCCUGCCCACUUUGGUUACAGAUGAGGUAGAGCUGAGGGCCUCCCACCAGGCCCUGGCACGGGCUGGGCAGGUAGCAAGCACUGGCACAGCCCAGCACCUGCCUCAGCCCAUGCUUCGCUCUACCCAGCACAAUGGCUCUUCAGGAUAGAUGCAAGGAAACAGCAGUGGGGUUUGCACCCCUGUCCUCUGCACCAUUCAUGAGGCCCUCCAGGGUCCCGUGGCCUCUCUGAAAGGCCAAAAUCAGCACAGCCCCCGUGUCCCCUCACCCUUCCAGGACCAACCCCCAGUGCCCAGGGCAAAGGAGGCCUAUCACAGCAGCUGUCCCAGGCUCUUGCACUGCGUCGGCACCACAAACCCUACUGCUGCAGUCCGGCGGUAGCAGACAGGGUCACCCUGAGACCUGGAGUCUCAGCCCCGGGCGCCUUAAUGGGGGCCAGCAGAGCUCUGUCCCAGGCUGGCCUCUUGGCUCAGCUGUUCCUGCCAACAGCUCUGUCCUGGCAGGAGGCCGGGGGUGGGAUGGGGAGCCAGCUACCUGGGCUAUUUAAAGGCGCUCAGUAGAUGAAACCUGUUGUGACGUGUGACCCCAGGUGGGCUGGUAAUAGGAAGGGGGUGCUGGCUGCCAUGUCCCUCACCUCCCCUAAGGGUGCAGGAAGGAGCCAGACAGAAACAAUUGGACUUGCGCUUUCCCCAGGAAGUCGCCAUGGCCCCAUCUCAAAGGGGCUGACGUGUUUCCCGGUGGCAACACCCAGGCCGAGCCCACCACUGGAGCCAGGCUGCAGCCACCAUGCCCAGCAGGCCUUGGCUGGUGGGCAUGUCUAGUAGAAAAGCCCUCUGCUCCCCUGCAGGCUGAGGCGGUGGGGUAGCUGCAGAGACGCGACUAGGCCAGCCUUCUCCUCAGAGAGCAACAAACCACGUAGGGUGCAGACCUUCCAUCCAUAACCCUCCGCUCUGUAACAUAAUGUCCCUAGAAUGGCUGACUCUGAUAGCAUCUCCGUAGAGUCUAGUGCGGGCCCCCUGCUUUGGCCUCUAUACUCCGUCGGGAAUGCUCCACUGCACUCGGCCGGCCCCACGGGAGCCGCUGCUUCGCGCUCGAUUGCUAGUAGGAGCUGGUAGGGGCGGGGGCACGCUCGACAUGCCUAGAGAAUGCUGCAGGCUGUGCACUAGAUGCUUUUUAGAAGUUUUAAAAUAAUUUUAUUUCCUUUUUUUACUGUUAUGACAAUGAGCCUUUUGGCUCUCCCUGCCCCCCAUCUUAGCCUCUGAUGUAUAGAUCAUUCUCCCUGUACACCAGCUACCAGACUACAACUUAAUAAAGAAACCAACACAA